CCUCUCCUCCCAGGGCGGGGCGGCGUGCUGACGCCACACGCCGGGGCGGGGCCGAGAGUUUGGUGCCCCGGAGUGGGGUGUCGGCGCCUCAUUCGGGUGGAGCUGAGCCGGAGACAGGCGGUCGGGAGAGACUUCAGGACAAGGAUGUUUCACUUAAGGACUUGUGCUGCUAAGUUGAGGCCGUUGACGGCCUCCCAGACUGUGAAAACCCUUUCACACAGCAGACCGGCAGCAGCUAGGACGUUUGGGCAGGUGCGGUGCUAUGCCGCCCCUGUGGCUGCGGAGCCCUUCCUCAGCGGGACUAGUUCGAACUAUGUGGAGGAAAUGUACUAUGCUUGGUUGGAAAACCCCAAAAGUGUCCACAAGUCAUGGGACAUUUUUUUCCGGAACACCAAUGCCGGAGCGCCCCCGGGCACCGCCUACCAGAGCCCGCUCCCCCUGAGCCCAGGCUCCCUGUCAGCUGUGGCCAGAGCGCAGCCCCUGGUGGGAGCCCAGCCCAGCGUGGACAAGCUGGUGGAGGACCACUUGGCAGUGCAGUCUCUCAUCAGGGCCUACCAGAUUCGAGGGCACCAUGUAGCACAGCUGGACCCCCUGGGAAUUUUGGAUGCUGAUCUGGACUCCUCCGUGCCCGCUGAUAUUAUCUCAUCCACAGACAAACUUGAUCUUGCAGUUUUCAAGGAACGACUUCGAAUGCUAACAGUAGGAGGGUUCUACGGCCUGGACGAGUCUGACCUGGACAAGGUCUUCCACCUGCCCACCACCACAUUCAUCGGGGGGCAGGAGUCGGCCCUUCCUCUGCGGGAGAUCAUCCGGCGCCUGGAGAUGGCGUACUGCCAGCACAUUGGGGUGGAGUUCAUGUUCAUCAACGACCUGGAGCAGUGCCAGUGGAUCCGGCAGAAAUUUGAGACGCCCGGGAUCAUGCAGUUCACCAACGAGGAGAAGCGGACCCUGCUGGCCAGGCUGGUGCGGUCCACCAGGUUUGAGGAGUUCCUGCAGCGGAAGUGGUCAUCUGAGAAGCGCUUUGGUCUGGAAGGCUGCGAGGUGCUGAUUCCUGCCCUCAAGACCAUCAUCGACAAGUCAAGUGAGAACGGAGUGGACUACGUGAUCAUGGGGAUGCCGCACAGGGGGCGGCUGAACGUGCUUGCAAAUGUCAUCAGAAAGGAGCUGGAACAGAUUUUCUGUCAGUUCGACUCAAAGCUGGAGGCAGCUGACGAGGGUUCUGGAGACGUGAAGUACCACCUGGGCAUGUAUCACCGGCGGAUCAACCGCGUGACCGACAGGAACAUCACCCUGUCGCUGGUGGCGAACCCGUCCCACCUCGAGGCCGCCGAUCCCGUGGUGAUGGGCAAGACCAAAGCUGAGCAGUUUUACUGCGGGGACACUGAGGGGAAGAAGGUUAUGUCCAUCCUUCUGCAUGGGGACGCGGCGUUCGCCGGCCAGGGCAUCGUGUACGAGACCUUCCACCUGAGCGACCUGCCAUCCUACACGACUCACGGCACUGUCCACGUGGUCGUCAACAACCAGAUCGGCUUCACCACGGACCCGCGCAUGGCCCGCUCGUCGCCCUACCCUACCGACGUGGCCCGAGUCGUGAAUGCCCCCAUUUUCCAUGUGAACUCGGACGACCCCGAGGCAGUCAUGUACGUGUGCAAGGUGGCAGCUGAGUGGAGGAGCACCUUCCACAAGGACGUGGUGGUGGACCUGGUGUGUUACCGGCGUAACGGCCACAACGAGAUGGACGAGCCCAUGUUCACACAGCCGCUCAUGUACAAGCAGAUCCGCAAGCAGAAGCCCGUGCUGCAGAAGUACGCCGAGCUGCUGGUGUCGCAGGGCGUGGUCAACCAGCCUGAGUAUGAGGAGGAGAUCUCCAAGUACGACAAGAUAUGUGAGGAGGCCUUUGCCAGGUCCAAGGAUGAGAAGAUCUUGCACAUCAAGCACUGGCUGGACUCCCCCUGGCCUGGCUUCUUCACCCUGGACGGGCAGCCCAGAAGCAUGUCCUGCCCCUCCACCGGCCUGACGGAGGAUAUUCUGACACACAUUGGGAACGUGGCCAGUUCCGUGCCCGUGGAGAAUUUCACCAUUCAUGGAGGGCUGAGCCGGAUCUUGAAGACCCGCGGGGAGCUGGUGAAGAACAGGACCGUGGACUGGGCUCUGGCGGAGUACAUGGCUUUUGGCUCCCUCCUGAAGGAAGGCAUCCAUAUCCGGCUGAGUGGACAAGAUGUGGAGCGGGGCACUUUUAGCCAUCGCCACCACGUGCUGCACGACCAGAACGUGGACAAGAAAACCUGCAUCCCCAUGAACCACCUCUGGCCCAACCAGGCCCCCUACACUGUGUGCAACAGCUCGCUGUCUGAGUACGGGGUCCUGGGCUUUGAGCUGGGUUUCGCCAUGGCCAGUCCUAAUGCCCUGGUCCUCUGGGAGGCCCAGUUUGGUGACUUCCACAACACGGCCCAGUGCAUCAUCGACCAGUUCAUCUGCCCGGGUCAGGCCAAGUGGGUGCGGCAGAACGGCAUCGUGCUGCUGCUGCCCCACGGCAUGGAAGGCAUGGGCCCAGAACAUUCCUCCGCCAGACCAGAGCGGUUUCUGCAGAUGUGCAAUGACGACCCAGACGUCCUGCCGGACCUGAAGGAAGCCAACUUUGACAUAAAUCAGCUAUACGAUUGCAACUGGGUUGUUGUCAACUGCUCCACCCCCGGCAACUUCUUCCAUGUGCUGCGUCGCCAGAUUCUCCUGCCCUUCCGGAAGCCGUUAAUCAUCUUCACUCCCAAGUCCCUGCUGCGGCACCCUGAGGCCAGAAGCAGCUUUGACGAGAUGCUUCCAGGAACCCACUUCCAGCGGGUGAUCCCCGAAGACGGCCCUGCAGCCCAGAACCCAGAAAACGUCAAGCGACUUCUCUUCUGUACUGGCAAAGUGUACUAUGACCUCACCCGCGAACGCAAAGCCCGGGACAUGGUGGAGCAGGUGGCCAUCACGAGGAUCGAGCAGCUGUCGCCCUUCCCCUUCGACCUCCUGCUGCAGGAGGUGCAGAAGUACCCCAGCGCCGAGCUGGCCUGGUGCCAGGAGGAGCACAAGAACCAAGGCUACUAUGACUAUGUGAAGCCCAGGCUGCGGACCACCAUGAACCGCGCCAAGCCCGUGUGGUAAGGCAGCGGGC
Vicugna pacos (alpaca) is the source of this 3154-nucleotide messenger RNA. Lineage: Eukaryota; Metazoa; Chordata; Mammalia; Artiodactyla; Camelidae. The record is from RefSeq and is a predicted model, not a curated record.